Auxenochlorella protothecoides is the source of this 867-nucleotide messenger RNA. Its product is annotated as Far upstream element-binding protein 2. Gene Ontology annotation, cellular component: cytoplasm; nucleus. Gene Ontology annotation, molecular function: mRNA binding. The transcript is spliced from 5 exons. Gene Ontology annotation, biological process: regulation of gene expression. The record is from RefSeq and is a predicted model, not a curated record. NCBI's taxonomy places the organism in Eukaryota, Viridiplantae, Chlorophyta, Trebouxiophyceae, Chlorellales, Chlorellaceae. The coding region runs from base 1 to 867 and encodes 288 amino acids.
AUGCAGGGCUUACUCACCGUCAGUAAGCCCCCCUCAGGGUCUGGCUUCCAGGCUCGGGGCUCCGGGCCGUCGUCCGCCCGGGGCCCGGGCAACCUGUACCGACCCACCAACCCCCAGGGUGCCGGAGUUCAGAAGACGAGCACACCCCCACCCCCCAUCCGCGUGCGGGCAUCGGCAGCGCAUGUGGAUGCCCAUGGCGCGGCGUCCUACCACACCCCGGCCCACAGGGACGAGGGCUACCAAGGGCCUCGUUCUCUGUCUGUGAACGACUCCCCAUUCCAGUUUAAGUUCCUGCUCCCCGACGCCGUGACGGGGGCUGCUGUUGGGAGGAACGGGUCCACAGUGAACGCCAUAAAGCAGCAGACAGGCACCUUCAUGCAGUUCUGCCGGUACAACAGCGCGACGACCUACCCCACAGAGCGCCUGCUCAUCUUCGCGUCGCCCAGCGUGGCCAGCGCGGCGGCCGCGCUGCGCGUGCUGCUGGACUGCCUGGCCGCCGUCCCCGGUGCGCUGGAGCGCCUGGCGCCUCGCCCCGGCUCGCCCGAGCUGGCGCUGCGCAUCGUCAUCCCCGGGCACUGCGCGGGGGCGGUGAUGGGCCCCGGCGGCGAGACCAUCAAGGCCCUGGGCGCGCGCACCUGCUUCCGCAUGCUGCCCGUGGCCGAGCGGCGAGUGGGCGCACUGCUGGGGCCCGCAGGCGCCCACAUCCGCGCACUCCAGGACGUGCUGCGCGUGCGCAUGGGCGUGGAGGACGGCGCCGACCUGGCCGGGGUCAAGCACGUGUCCUUCUGGGGGCCGGUGGAGAACGUGGACGUGGCCAUGCGCGCCCUGUCCGCUGUGAUUGAGUUGAUGCCCGCGGGCAGGAGUUAG